Diaporthe batatas is the source of this 1235-nucleotide messenger RNA. RefSeq lists its product as uncharacterized. The record is from RefSeq and is a predicted model, not a curated record. Lineage: Eukaryota; Fungi; Ascomycota; Sordariomycetes; Diaporthales; Diaporthaceae. Gene Ontology annotation, molecular function: dioxygenase activity. The transcript has a single exon. Bases 119 to 1138 code for a protein of 339 amino acids.
GUAAAUCUUCACCAGAGAUUGAAGGCGUUUUACUUGUCUCGACUCAAUGACACAAACUUGAGGGGAAGAGUUUAUAUCAAAUUAUCUGUGUUUUUUGAACAGCUGUCCUCAUAUCACCAUGCGUGCGGCAAAGUCGUCAUCAUUCUACCUUCCCCUUGUGGACAUCACUCCCUUCGUGAAGGACCCUAAAAGUGAUGCUGCGUGGCAGGUAGUCAACGACGUGCGGGAGGCAUGCCUCUCGACGGGUUUCUUCCAAAUGACAGGCCAUGGUGUCUCCCAGGAGCUUCAGUCGUCUGCCUUCAAAGCUGCUGCUCGGUUCUUCGCGCUCCCCCUCGAUGCCAAGCUGGCACUCGACGCAAAAAAGACCGUCGGUUUCCGUGGUUAUGACACCAUGGGCCAGCAGUUGUACGAGGGCGACGUGCUGCCCGACCUGAAGGAGGGAUUCUUCGCGGGGCAGGACAUGCCAUCCGAUGACCCCCGCGUCAAGGCGGGCCGCUUCUUCAUGGGACCGAAUGUCUGGCCGCCGGCUGAGCUGCUCGCCGCUCGUGACUUCCGCGAGCCCAUCGAGGCCUACUACAACGCGAUGCAACAGCUCUGCGGCGUCGUGCUCGACCUGGUCGCGGCCACACUACCAUACGGGCCCCACGUGUUUGACGGGAUCAAGUCCAACGACCCAGCAUGCCCGCUGCGCCUGCUCCACUACCCGCCCACCGUUGCGGCGACCGGUACCGGAAAGCGCCAACUGGGCAGCAGCGCGCACACUGACUUUGGCGCCAUCACUUUGCUGCUUCAAGACGACCAUGCCGGUCUUGAGGUCAAGGAUGUCGGCACGGGCGAGUGGGUCGGCGUGCCGCCCAAACGGGACGCGUACGUCGUCAAUAUGGGCGACAUGAUCAGCCGCAUCACAGGCGGCCUUUAUAAGAGCAGCAUCCACCGGGUCAUCAACAGGCAAAAGGAAGACAGAUACAGUAUCGUUUACUUCUUCGACGGUAAUAUCGAUUACAAACUUCGCCUGCUCGACGAGGCUUUCGGCAAAGACGGCCAGUCCGAGGCGGAGGCGGAUGAGGCGGCUCCAACAGUUGAGCAGCACAUGAUGGAGCGGACAAUGGCCUCAUACAAUAUGAAAGAUUCAAUUUAGAGUGAUGUGGCAAUACAGGGUUACUCGGUAUCUCAGAGGUCCAUGUAGAACGUCAGAAUAUUCUAUCUCAUCUCUAUACAUACAUUUUGCUUUUAAA